Messenger RNA from Syngnathoides biaculeatus (alligator pipefish), 1358 nucleotides. RefSeq names its product dual specificity phosphatase 3a (gene dusp3a). The record is from RefSeq and is a predicted model, not a curated record. Gene Ontology annotation, biological process: protein dephosphorylation; negative regulation of MAPK cascade. The transcript is spliced from 5 exons. Gene Ontology annotation, cellular component: cytoplasm. Bases 195 to 914 code for a protein of 239 amino acids. Lineage: Eukaryota; Metazoa; Chordata; Actinopteri; Syngnathiformes; Syngnathidae. Gene Ontology annotation, molecular function: MAP kinase phosphatase activity; protein tyrosine/serine/threonine phosphatase activity.
AAGUAGUAAAAGUGAUUCCUUGGCGCUUGACGAGCGAUAGCUACCCGCGGGUCGCACACCUCGCACGCCAGACGUUGUGCUCACGACGCACGUGCGGCGAGCGAAUGAUGACCUUAAGGGAGAGCAAAAGGUUCCCCACUUCCUCAACCACUUCAGUCUGACUUCCCCCCUCCUCCCCAGCUUUUUGUGGCGUCAUGAAGAAGCACCACAUUCCCACCAAGCAGCAGCAGCAGCCGCCGGCGGCGGCGGCGGCGGCGGCAGUGACGGCGACGACGACUCAGGGCGGCGAGGUGACCGUCCAGCAACUCAACGAGCUCCUGUCGAACGGCAGCGGCUUCUACAGCCUCCCGACGCAGCACUUCAACGAGGUCUUCCCGAGGAUCUACAUCGGCAACGCGUUCGUGGCCCAGAAUACAAUGCGCCUGCAGAAGCUGGGCGUCACGCACGUGCUCAACAUGGCGGAGGGCACCUCUUUCAUGCACGUCAACACCAGCGCCGACUUCUACGCGGGCACGGCCAUCGCCUACCACGGCAUCAAGGCCAACGACACGGAGCAGUUCGACCUCAGUGCCUUCUUCGAGGAGGGCGCCGCUUUCAUCGACAAGGCCCUCGCGCACAACAACGGCAAAGGGAAGGCGUACGUGCACUGCCGGGAGGGCUACAGCCGCUCGCCCACCAUGGUGGUGGCCUACCUCAUGCUGCGCCACAAAAUGGACGCCCGGCAGGCGGUGGCCACCGUGCGGCAAAAGAGGGAGAUCGGCCCCAACGACGGGUUCCUGCGCCUGCUGUGCCAACUCAACGAGAAGCUGGCCCGGGAGGGCCGGCUGAACGGCGAGACCAAAAACUGUCAGCGCAGGAAGGAGCUUUCAACGCUGAUUUCAAGAUCGCCGAGCAGCGCCUCCCUCUCAACUUAAAUGAAAGUUGCGCUCCGCCAUCAGCUGCAGCGCUGGCGGCGUUCUUCCAAUGUGGGCCCGGGGGCUCCCGCAAAGGAAGCCGUAAAGGUCCAAAUGGAGAUUGUGACUGACGUCUGUCGCGAGACGGUAAUCAGAAAGAAGCGCUCCAUCCCCGCUUGGCACCGCUUCACACGACGACGACAUGACGCGGCAUCUCAUCGCGUGGACACAUGGGAAGCAUCUAGUCAUGCAAGUACAAUCAUGUACUUCAAAACUGCAUUAUGUAGGAUCAGACGAGGGAUCAAAUCUCAUGUAAAAUGUAAGAUUGCCAUCACGCUAAUCCACUCCGUGUUAUUUAUAGAUCACAUUUUCUGUCGAUCAAAGUGCGCGAUAUAGGAUACAAAAUUAUAUUUAAAAGUAUAAAAGGUGUAAAACUUGAAACCCGUUCAAAAGAAAACAUUCCUU